UCUGUUUUCUUUUUUUGGGAGGUGUCUGUUUUUUUAUCUCAAUUUACCAAAAGGAGAAAGAGAUUAGGUUCUUGAUGUAUUGCUUCUUUUCUUUAUUCAAUUUUAUUUAGAUAUACACUUCUAGGGUUAUAGGCAGCAAGUGCUAGGGUAAUCUUUAAACAAUCUUUCUCCUUAUCUUCCUCUUCUUCUUCUUCUUCUGCCAAGAUCUUUCUAGGGUUUGUAUGUGAUCUUCCAAUUCUUUCUUUCCUGGGUCUUUAAAAAUUCCACAGAAUUCUUUUUUCUUGGGCUCCUUCAUUACUAUUACAGAUAAAGAUUUAUAUAAAAAGAAAGAAAGGAAGAUGGUGAGAGGAAAGACCCAGAUGAAGAGAAUAGAGAACGCAACAAGCAGACAAGUAACCUUUUCAAAGAGAAGAAAUGGACUUCUAAAGAAGGCAUUUGAGCUCUCGGUUCUUUGUGAUGCAGAAGUUGCACUUAUUAUUUUCUCUCCAAGAGGAAGGCUUUAUGAAUUCUCCAGUUGCAGCAUGAAUAAGACCAUAGAGCGGUAUCAGAAGAAAGUGAUUGAUCUUGGAAUCAGCAUCAAAGCAGUUCAAGAAAACAUGCAGAAUAUAAAAGAAGAUACUCUUAGCUUGGGAAAGAAGAUCGAGCAUCUUGAAGUUUCUAAACGAAAAAUGCUAGGAGAUGGAUUGGAACCAUGUCCAAUUGAUGAGCUACAGCAAUUAGAGAAUCAGCUGGAGCGAAGUUUAACCAGAAUUAGGGCAAGAAAGGGUCAGCUAUUCAGGGAGCGAAUUGAGAAGCUAAGGGAAGAGGAGAAAAUUCUGUUGGAAGAAAAUACAAGUCUGCGAGAGAAGUGUGGGAUGCAACCAAUGGAGUUGUCAACAAAGAAGCAACAAAUACAAGUAGCAGACAGAGAAAGCAUGGAGGUGGAGACAGCAUUGUUCAUAGGUCCGCCUGAGACACGAAUUGCCCAAAAACCGUAGGAAUGUGAUGAUCCUUUCGUCACUUAAGCAUGCAUUUGCUUCCACCCAUUACGUAAUGCUACUGUUUCUUCUUCUUCUUCUUCCUCUUUUUUUUUUUUUUGACAAAAUAACACAUCCCAUAUAUGUUUUAUAUAUAUAACCAAAGCAGUACAUUAAAGCUGUGAAAAUUGAUUGAUAACUCAGCAAAAAAACUUUUGUGAGCCACUGUACGUAUAUUCUUCCAAUAUUAUUGUAUUAUAAUAUUCUUACUUA
Jatropha curcas is the source of this 1229-nucleotide messenger RNA. Its product is annotated as agamous-like MADS-box protein AGL19. The record is from RefSeq and is a predicted model, not a curated record. Gene Ontology annotation, molecular function: DNA-binding transcription factor activity; RNA polymerase II transcription regulatory region sequence-specific DNA binding; protein dimerization activity. Lineage: Eukaryota; Viridiplantae; Streptophyta; Magnoliopsida; Malpighiales; Euphorbiaceae. Gene Ontology annotation, cellular component: nucleus. Gene Ontology annotation, biological process: positive regulation of transcription by RNA polymerase II.